AUGCACGUCUACUUGCAGGAUGCGCCGCGAGUGAUCGCACUCGUCUCAGAUGACAACGAGACAAACAUCGUCGGCCAUGCGUCCGAAAAGCUCGCUUCUGCCACGGCAAUCCUCGUCUCGACGCAGGCGGCCGCAGCGACGAACGACAAUGCUUCCGCACUAACAGGCUCCACCGCAGCCAAUGCGGCCCCGACCGCCAAGGCGGUGGUAGAGGUGGUCAAGGAGGAGGAGAUACAAGCCCUUAACCUGCAGAGACUGACUACAAAGCCAAUAUACGGAUGCCUCGGUCUCAUCAAUGUUGGCCAAGACCUGUUUGUGGCUGUCGUUAAGGCAGCCCAAGAGGUUGGAGCUAUUCGACCCGGCGAGACGGUGAUGCGCAUCACCGCCGUCUCCUUCUACUGCGUCAACCGCUCGACAUGGGACGAUACGCUCAUCUCGGAAGCUCCAGGCUCGCAACCAGAGACAUACGAAUCAUACGGACCAGGCCACGAGGGGGCCGUCACACAGCCAAGCGUAUACGAGCAUCCAUGCACUAGCUUAAAGAAGCUUCUGAGCACAGGAACCUUCUACUUUGCGCAGGGCGGCACCUUCGACCUUUCGACACGACUCGACCAGCGUCUUGCCGGUGCGAAAUCAGGCCAAAAGCUGGGUCACGACAUCUCGCAUUACGACGGCCGCUUCGUAUGGAACAACUAUAUGAUCGAACCGCUCAUUAGCUUUCGCGAACGUCUCGACAAAGCAGAUCGAGCCAGGAUUGACAGUGGUUGCUUCCUGCUCUUGGCCAUUCAGGGAUUCGUCGGCGCCUUCCAAGCGACGCAAUCCGCGGUUCCUGGUUCGACAGCUGCCGAUGGCGCUACUUCUUCGUAUUCAGCAGCCACGGCUGCAAAGGCAACGGCAACAUUAGCUUUGAUCAGUCGUCUCAGCUGGAAGAGGGCAGGGACACGCUUCAACACACGCGGCGUUGACGAUGAUGGCAAUGUCGCCAACUUCGUAGAGACCGAGACGCUCUUCAGCGACGGCAACGCCACGUUCACCUACCAUCAAGUCCGCGGCUCGGUUCCUCUCUUCUGGGAGCAGCAGGGUCUUCAAGCCUUCAAUGCCAAGAUUCAGAUCACUCGCUCACGCGGUGCCUCGCAGCCAGCCUUCGACCGCCAUUUUGCCGACCUGAUCUCGCACUACUCCCGCAUCCACGCCAUCAAUCUCCUCGGCAUUCGUGAUGCAGAGACGGUCCUCACGUCGGCCUACGCAGAACACAUGCGAAAUAGUGCAGCAGAAAAGAUCGCAAUCCUGCCAUCGGACGAGUCGACCUGUGUUCAGGGCGACGUUGUGCUGGACGACGGAUCCGAGCGCCUUGGCCUGACCAAUUUCGACUUCCACACGGUCUCUCGCAACACGGGAGGAAUCGACGGCGUCCGUAGCGAGCUCCGCUAUCUCGGUCCUGUGCAGCUCAAGCGCAAAGCGUUCGGCUACUCGCUCAUCGAUGGCGCGACGGGCAAGUUGCUUCGACGCCAGAAGGGCGUCUUCCGAACAAACUGCCUCGAUUGCUUGGACCGCACCAACGUCGUCGAGGAUAUGCUCUCGCGUUCCAUGCUCGACACCUUCUUCGAAUCUGCAGCCAGUCGCGAUCCUUCUUACGUGUCGUUCCAGGACCCUCAUCAUCCCAUUUGGGUCUCGCAUCGUGUGCUCUGGGCAGAGAACGGCGACGCACUCUCCAAGAUCUAUGCGGGAACAGGCGCGCUCAACACAAGCUUCACCAGGACCGGAAAGAAGACGCUCGGCGGCCUCCUCAGCGACGCCGCGAAAAGCGCAGGCAGGAUGUACAUCAACAACUUCCAGGACAAGAACAAGCAGAAUGUCAUCGAUGCGCUGCUCGGCAACAUGGCAAAUCAAAGGCCCGUCACCGUAUUUGACCCCGUCCUCGAUAGCGUCACCGCAGAGCUGAAUGCUAGGGUCGACGAGUAUUCUUCCAGCCGGGACAUCACAAUUCACGUUGGCACGUACAACCUCAACGGCAAAGCGCCCGGCGAGUCGCUCAUUCCCUGGCUCUUCCCAGACGGCGAGGAUCGCGAGCCGGACAUCUUUGCCAUCGGUUUUCAGGAGAUUGUGCAGUUGACGCCUCAGCAGAUCCUCAUGACCGAUCCUGACAAAAUCCGUACGUGGGAGGCCAAGAUCAUGGACACGAUCGCGCGCAGGCGGGGCGGACGCUCGCGCUACAUUCUACUGCGCAGCGAACAGCUCGUAGGAACGGCUCUCGUGAUUCUGAUCAAAGAGGAGCUUGUCAACGAUGUGAGGCUGGUCGAAGCAGCAACACGCAAGACUGGUUUGAAGGGAAUGAGCGGCAACAAGGGCGGUGUGGCGAUCCGCAUGGACUAUUACGAUACAGCAUUAUGCUUUGUGACAGCCCACUUGGCUGCCGGACAUUCGGCGUGGGAAGAGAGGAACGCCGAUUACUGGACCAUCACCCGCGGUCUAUCCUUCGCACGCGGCAAAACGGUCGGCAACCACGACCAUGUCAUCUGGCUCGGCGAUUUCAACUACCGCAUCGAUCUGACCAACGACGCUGUCCGCUCCAUGGUGGCACGAGAGGAUCUUGGUGGACUCUACUCGCGAGACCAGCUUCGUCGCAGCAAAGACGCCGGCGAAGUCUUCCCUGGCUACCAAGAAGGUCCCAUCACUUUUGCGCCCACAUACAAGUACGAUAAUGGCUCGGAUCAGUACGACUCUUCGGAAAAGCAGCGCAUCCCGGCAUGGACCGACCGCAUCCUCUAUCGUGGACUUGGGCUGCGUCAGCUAGGCUAUGCUAGAGCCGAGCUCAAGACGAGCGAUCACAGGCCAGUGUACGCUUCGUUUGUUGGACCUGUCCGCAUCGUCGACCAUCUCAAGCGAGACACAAUACGAAAGCAGCUUCUGCUGGAGAAGAAGGCCACCGAUGGUAUCGUAGGAGGAGCUGAUGUGUCGUCCGACGAAUCGGCAGAUGACUCGAGUCUUCCUGACCCCUCAGAUGACCAUCAGCAGUGGUGGAACCAGCCAGGAUCUGCUGACGAAGACGACGGUAGCGAGGAUGGAGGCGUGGAUGAGAUGAAUCCUUUCCGCAAAGACGGCGCAGGAGGAUCGAAGCAAAUCUUCUCUGCCACGGACGAGGCGCGAGAUGGGACUUCGUCAGCCAGGAACAAGGAGCUUUUGGACCGCUCAAGCGUCAGCUCGACGCCGGUCUCACCCACCAUUGCGUCUCGGUCCACAGAAGCUGUCCCAACUCCCGGGGCUCCUCUGCGCAAGACAAUCUCCACGUCGCCGACCGUCGAAAGGAGAAUCGCGUCAGGGCCAGCAUCGCUUGCCAAUGGACGCUCUGCUCCGCCUCCGAUUCCAAGCAAGCCUCCCGCAGUGUCGUCCGGCGCGAACGGCAGCGGCACAGCUGUGCAGGCGUCCGUACUGUCAUCGUCGCCUGCGCCGCCUGAGCUGCCAAAGAGACCGCGGAUGGGCUCAAGGUCUGCCUCUUACUCGUCGACCAAGUCUAAGAAGAGCUUGCUGGAUGAUAGCGAUUGA
Molecule: messenger RNA, 3543 nt
Organism: Pseudozyma hubeiensis SY62
Lineage: Eukaryota; Fungi; Basidiomycota; Ustilaginomycetes; Ustilaginales; Ustilaginaceae
Exons: 1
Coding region: 1-3543 (1180 amino acids)
Biological process (GO): phosphatidylinositol dephosphorylation
Cellular component (GO): membrane; cytoplasm
Molecular function (GO): phosphatidylinositol-4,5-bisphosphate 5-phosphatase activity; phosphatidylinositol-3,5-bisphosphate 5-phosphatase activity
Source: RefSeq, a predicted model, not a curated record